Messenger RNA from Ochotona curzoniae (black-lipped pika), 2951 nucleotides. RefSeq names its product potassium channel tetramerization domain containing 21 (gene KCTD21). The coding region runs from base 64 to 846 and encodes 260 amino acids. NCBI's taxonomy places the organism in Eukaryota, Metazoa, Chordata, Mammalia, Lagomorpha, Ochotonidae. Gene Ontology annotation, molecular function: histone deacetylase binding; cullin family protein binding. The record is from RefSeq and is a predicted model, not a curated record. Gene Ontology annotation, biological process: ubiquitin-dependent protein catabolic process; protein homooligomerization. The transcript has 2 exons.
UGCGGAGGGGAGGCUGCCGAGCGAGGGCAGGAGGAAUACUUCCCAGCACCUCAGCCUCCUGCCAUGUCUGACCCCAUCACAUUGAAUGUUGGGGGGAAGCUCUACACAACCUCCCUGGCUACGCUGACCAGCUUCCCUGACUCCAUGCUGGGUGCCAUGUUCAGUGGGAAGAUGCCCACCAAGAGGGACAGCCAGGGCAACUGCUUCAUUGACCGUGAUGGCAAAGUGUUCCGUUACAUCCUCAACUUCCUGCGGACCUCGCACCUGGACCUGCCUGAAGACUUCCAGGAGAUGGGCCUGCUCCGCCGGGAAGCUGACUUCUACCAGGUGCAGCCCCUGAUCGAGGCCUUGCAGGAGAAGGAGAUAGAGCUCUCCAAGGCGGAGAAGAACGCCAUGCUCAACAUCACACUUAAGAAGCGUGUCCAGACGGUCCACUUCACUGUACGCGAGGCACCCCAGAUCUACAGCCUGUCAUCCUCCAGCAUGGAGGUCUUCAAUGCCAACAUCUUCAGUACCUCCUGCCUCUUCCUUAAGCUCCUGGGCUCCAAGCUUUUCUACUGUUCCAAUGGCAAUCUCUCCUCCAUCACCAGUCAUUUGCAGGACCCCAACCAUCUGACCCUGGACUGGGUGGCCACAGUAGAGGGCCUGCCAGAGGAAGAGUACACCAAGCAGAAUCUCAAGAGGCUGUGGGUGGUGCCUGCAAACAAGCAGAUCAAUAGCUUCCAGGUGUUUGUGGAGGAAGUGCUGAAAAUUGCCCUGAGUGACGGCUUCUGCAUCGAUUCUUCUCACCCCCAUGCUCUGGAUUUCAUGAAUAAUAAGAUUAUUCGAUUGAUACGGUACAGGUAAAAGAACCUCAGUAACACCAGAGUUGGGAGGUCCCAGGAAACUGCAUGCCAGCUGAAGGCUUGCAGUGUCUCACCAAUGAUGUGAGACAGGGGACUCUACUAAUCUUCAUUCAUUACAUAGCAGGACUUGAUUAUCCCCAGGAUGAAAUCCACCUUUUGGAAUUCACAUGUCCUCUAACCAGAGCCACCUUCUUUCUUGCCAUUUUGAGCCAGAGAUUGACAGUUCAUGACAAGGGAAGAGUCCACUGAGGUCCACUGGAGGAGGCCCCCAGAGGACUUUCUGGCCAGGAUGAAGGAGCAGCAGUUUCCUCAUGGGCUCUAACUCUCUCUCCUACCAGCCAUGCCCCAUUUACCCAUCUGCAAACAGGGUUUCUGCUGCAGAGGGAAUGGAGUAAGAACAAGAGGCUCCCUUCUGUUUCCCAGGACUGAAAGUACUUGGUGUCUCCUGUUGCACCUGUUCCUCCCUCCCUAGGGAUGCAUCCAAUGUCUGGAACUUGUUUACCCCGGACAGUCACAUGUGGCCAGCCUGGAAUGCAGUGUGCUCUCAGAGCUCUGCUCCUGGUCCUGCAGGAAGACAGCUGCACCAUGGUCUGGCCUGGAGGAAUGAGCAGGCUUCCAGAAGGUGGGGCCAUCCCUCUGGAUAGGCUGAACUGAGAGACUUCUGGUUGUAGAAAGGGCUUGCUGUCUCUAUGAAAAUGUGCAAGUGUCUGGAGACAAGAUAAGGAAAGGCACUUCGUCAGCCAGCCAAAUGCCCAACUUUUGUUACCCUUUCCCCAUGAUUUGAGUUAUCCGUGAAACAGGUCAAUUUAGCCGAAGUUUUUAGGAACUCUCAGGGUUGGAAGAUAACUCAGUGGUUGCUUGGUGGUCCCACGGCCCUGGCACACCCAGCACUUUCAUGCAUGCCUCUGCCUGAGCAUCUCUGAGUGAUGGCCCAGGCUUGCCUGUACACCUCUGGAGAUUGCUGUGUCCCCCAAGGAUGCAAGGUGCAACUGUUGGGAGAUUCUUCCUUAGGUUAAGCCAGAAUCUGUUCUGCCACUUCCCCAUGCUGGAUCUUGGCCAUGGCCCUGCCUUUGUAUCCACAUGUGUUUCUUUGCCUUGAAAACAGUCACUGUGAAAAGCCAGACACUUCCUCUAAAGCAUUAUUCAGAAAGCAGAUUCCCCUUUGGGAGCUGCUCUAGCAGCUCAGUUUGCUCUCUUGCACUCCUGUCCAUCAGUCCCCUGUGCUAUGCCUUCCUCAUGUGUGUGACCCUCACUGCACCCACCUUUCCCACCAACCGUGGCUCCACCUGCCUUUUAACCGCUUUCUGCCACCCCGAGGAGCUCCUGUGCAAGGAGGCAGGGUCUUGGAGGGCAGUGUGCAGUGGGGAGCACAGCAGUGGCCUACACCAUAAGCCCUCUUUUGGAGGGUAUCCAAGCCUCUCCAUCCCUGUGCCCUCCCCUGAUGCAGUCAGAAGUAGGACAGAAGUUAGGUUAUAACAAGCCAACACCCAGUGCAGGAUGAGCAGUGCAGACCUCAAACCUGCACAUAAUCAUGACUGAUCCCUGGUAUGGGCAUGGCCAGGAGUUCCAUAGUCUUCCCUGCUGGGCAGGGGUUCUCAGACAAAGCCGAGGUAGCCAGGCGGACCAAGGAAGGCGCUGUCUGUCAUUAUACCCUGAGGCAGGAGCUUGUACCCUGUGCUGUGGGCAAGACCAGGUCCCCUAGAGACUUAAUAAGGGCCUCUUCUUCCCUGCUGUGAACCCUGGAAUCUCUGAUAGCUGUCGCAGGCCCCCAUUCUCGAUGGCAUUCUAGAAAGACCUUCAAAGAGAACCUACUUUAGAUCAGACAGCAGAAGUUGCAAUCUCAACAAAACAAUCUGAGAGAAAAAAACAUAAAUCACCACUGCCCCCCUUUUUUUCUCUCUCUAAAAUGCCUCCUUUUCCAUCUCUUUGGUGCUUCCUAAUUCAAGCAGCUUGACUUUAAGAGAAAAUAUGGAGCCUGCAAAGCCACUAACCUGCUAUGUGACUUGGUGCAAGUCACUCAGCUCACUGAGCCACCCCCGUUUCUUCAUCUGUGACAUGGGCAUAGUAGUCAUACCUAACCCUACCUACCUCACAGGGCUGUUGUGA